AGAGCCAAGAUGACGGAGAUGGACCUCCUCAACAUUCUGGACGAUUUGACAGACAAGGAAUUUGAGAACCUCAAGUGGUCCCUUAAGUAUGAAAAGGUGGGCGACAUCCCACCCAUCAAAGAGAGCCCGCUGUCGAAGGCAGAGAGACGGAACGUGGUGGAUCUGAUGGUGCAGAAAUAUGAAUUUACUGGAGCUGUGGAAGUCACCAAGAGUGUGUUAAAGAAGAUCAGCAGGAAUGAUCUGGUGACGAAGUUGCCAACCAUCAGCUCAGGAGCAGAAGGUCAGUCACAGGAGGUGACAAACACAGCAUCACAUCCAGACAGCAGAUCUGUGACGAGAAAGUUUCCGGACACUGGUAAUGAGCAGGUGGUGUCAUAUGAACAUAAGUUCUGUCUGACCAGGAGAUAUCAACAAGCGACUGACGAAACUGAUGAAACAGGAAGUAAAAUCAUCUUUAACAGCAUCUACACUGAGCAAUACAUCACAGAGGGAAAGAGUGAAGAGGUUAAUACCCAACAUGAGGUGAGGCAGCUUGAGAAAGCUUCCAAGAUGAAGACCCUCAAAGACACUCUAAUCAAGUGUCACAACAUCUUUAAAGUCUUACCUGGCCAAAAGGAACACAUCAUCAAAGUCGUUCUGACGAGUGGCGUCGCUGGUGUUGGAAAAACCUUCUCAGUGCAGAAGUUCACUCUGGACUGGGCAGAGGGCUUGGAAAACCAAGAUAUCAUUCUGCUGAUGUUAUUUCCAUUCAGGGAGCUGAACCUGAUCAAACAUGAGCAGUACAGUCUGAUCAUGCUGAUCCAUGAAUUCCAUCCAACAUUACAGAAGCUCACAGCAGAGAAGCUUGCUGUCUGUAAAGUUCUGUUCAUCUUUGACGGCCUGGAUGAAAGCAGACUUUUACUGGAUUUCAAGAACAGGAAGGUUGUGUCUGAUAUCACACAGAAGUCAUCAGUCAGCAUGUUGCUGAAAAACCUCAUCGAAGGUAAUCUGCUUCCCUUGGCUCUCAUCUGGAUAACUACCCGACCUGCAGCAGCCAAUCAGAUCCCUCUGACAUUUGUUGACAGGGUAACAGAAGUACGAGGCUUCACUGACGACCAGAAGGAGGAGUACUUCAGGAAGAGAUUCAGUGAUGAAGAGCAGUCCAGCAGAAUCAUCUCACACAUUAAAACAUCCAGGAGCCUCCACAUCAUGUGUCACAUCCCAGUCUUCUGCUGGAUCACUGCUAGAGUUGUGGAGCAGAUAUUGAUGACAAACCAGAGAGGAGAACUACCCAAGACCCUGACUGAUCUAUACUCUCACUUCCUGUUGGUUCAGACACAGAGGAAGAAGAACAAGUAUGAUGAGGGACAUGAGAUGAGUCCAGAGGUUCAGGCAAAGAGGAAGAGGAAGAGGCAUGAUGAGGGACAUGAGAUGAGUCCAGAGGAGCUGACGGAGGCUGACAGAGACGUUCUUCUGAAGCUGGGGAGGCUGGCGUUUGAACAACUGGACAAAGGAAACAUCAUAUUUUACAAAAAAGACCUGGAGCAGUGUGGUCUUGACAUCACAGAUGCCAUGUUCUCAGGAGUUUGUACAGAGAUCUUCAAAAGAGAGAAGAUGAUCUACAGGAAAACAGUCUACAGCUUUGUUCAUCUGAGUGUUCAGGAGUUUCUGGCUGCAGUAUACAUGUACCACUGUUACGCCAACAACAACACAGAGGUACUGGAGGACUUUCUGGGAGAUGUGGAUGUGGAUGGUGAUGAUGAUGGUGAUGAUGAAGAAGAAUACGAAUACACUAGCGAUGAUGAUGAUAAUAAAUUCAUUGGCAACGACGAUUUCAUUGAUGAUAUUGAGGAUGACGAUUUCAUUGAUGAAGAUGAUGAUGAUGACGAUGAAGACGAUGAUGGUAAUGAUGAUGAUGAUGAUGAUAAAGAUGAUGAUGACCAAGACAAUGACCAUUACAUAACCCUAGACGCCUUCUUGAGGAGAGCAAUGGAAAAAUCUCUCAGAAGUGAAAAUGGCCACCUGGACCUGUUCGUCCGCUUCCUUCAUGGCCUCUCUCUGAAGUCCAACCAGAGUCUCUUAGAAGGCCUGCUGGAUCAGACAGAGAACAGUCCAAAAACCAUCCAGAGAGUCAUCAACAACUUGAAGGAGAAGAAGACCAAAUUCUCUCCUGACAGAAGUAUCAACAUCCUCCACUGUCUGAUGGAGAUGAAUGACCGCUCAGUACAUCAGGAGAUCCAAGAGUUCCUGAAGUCAGACAAAAAAUCAGAGAAGGAACUCUCUGCUAUCCAGUGCUCAGCUCUGGCCUACAUGCUGGAGAUGUCUGAGGAGGUUCUGGAUGAGUUGGACCUGGGAAAGUACAAAACAACAAAGGAGGGACGACGGAGACUGAUCCCAGCUGUGAGGAACUGCAGAAAGGCUGUGCUUACCAGCUGUCAACUAUCAGAGACUGACUGUGGAGUUGUGGUCUCAGCUCUUAAGUCCAACCCCUCCCACCUGAGAGAGCUGGACCGGAGCGACAAUGAGCUGCAGCAUUCAGAAGUGGAGAUGAUCUCUGCUGGAUUGGAAAGUCCAAACUGUAAACUGGAGAUUCUGAGAUUGAGGAACAGCGAUUUGUUAGGUUACUACUGUGAUUCUCUGGCCUCAGCUCUGAAGUCCAACCCCUCCCAUCUAGAGGAGCUGGACCUGGGAGACAACGACCUGUGGGAUUCAGGAGUGGAGCCACUGUGUGAUUUUCUGGAGAGUCCACGCAGUAGACUAAAGACUCUGAGGUUGAGUAACUGCAGUUUAUCAAAGAUCAGUUGUGCUUCUCUGGCCUCAGCUCUGAAGUCCAACCCCUCCCAUCUGAGAGAGCUGGAUCUGAGUGAAAAUGACUUGCAGGAUUCAGGAGUGAAGUUGCUGUGUGACUUCCUGGAGAUUCCACACUGUAAACUAGAGUCUCUGAGUUUGGGGACCUGCAAUUUGUCAGAGAUCAGUUGUGCUUCUCUGGUCUCAGCUCUGAAGUCCAACCCCUCCCAUCUGAGAGAGCUGGAUCUGAGUGGAAACAAACUGCAGGAUUCAGGAGUGAAGCUUCUGUGUGAUUUUCUGGAGAAUCUACACUGUAAACUGAAGACUCUGAGAUUGUGGGACUGCAGUUUGUCAGAGAUCAGCUGUGCUUCUCUGGUCUCAGCUCUGAAGUCCAACCCCUCUCAUUUUAGAGAGCUGGGGCUGAGAGGAAAUGACCUGAAGGAUUCGGGAGUGAAGCUACUGUGUGGUUUUCUGGAGAGUCCACACUGUAGACUGGAGACUUUGGGAUUGUGGAUGUGCAGUUUGUCAGAGAUCAGCUGUGCUUAUCUGGCCUCAGCUCUGAAGUCCAACCCCUCCCAUCUGAGAGAGCUGGAUCUGAGCCUCAACGACCUGAAGGAUCCAGACAUGAAGCAGCUGUGUGAUCUUAAGGAAAGUCCAGACUAUAGACUGGAGGAUUUGAGAUGGUGGAAUGGUGUAGUACCAGCCUGGGGUUUGGGAUGAUCAGCUGUAUCCUGAUGAUCCAGAGAGGUUGAAACAACAGCAGCAGCAGCUUGUGUGUAGAGAGGCGGUG
This is a messenger RNA of Scomber scombrus (Atlantic mackerel), 3556 nucleotides long. Its product is annotated as NACHT, LRR and PYD domains-containing protein 3-like. The record is from RefSeq and is a predicted model, not a curated record. Gene Ontology annotation, molecular function: protein binding. The transcript has 9 exons. NCBI's taxonomy places the organism in Eukaryota, Metazoa, Chordata, Actinopteri, Scombriformes, Scombridae. Bases 10 to 3486 code for a protein of 1158 amino acids.